Patella vulgata (common limpet) is the source of this 2466-nucleotide messenger RNA. Its product is annotated as protein ZNRD2. NCBI's taxonomy places the organism in Eukaryota, Metazoa, Mollusca, Gastropoda, Patellidae. Bases 207 to 827 code for a protein of 206 amino acids. The transcript has 4 exons. The record is from RefSeq and is a predicted model, not a curated record.
UAGAGUUACCUCCCAUUGAUUGCAGUCUCGCCAAAAAUACAAACAUCCGACAUUAUAAUGAUUUCACGUGUUUAGUUGUUAGGUUGAGACAGUAGUUGGAGUACUUUUGUUUUUUCUUUUCAAGCCGUUUCUGAAGCACCGACACUGAAUCGAACAAUACGUUCUGUCUGUUUGUAUUACAUCAACCUGGAAAUUGGCUGUUAACAAUGGCUUCAAGAAGUAAUGAUAUGUUUGACGUCCACUGGGUUCCACCAACGGAAGCAGAGAUGAAGAUUAUUGAAGCUCGACGUGAAAGGUCCAAUAAGAUCAGUAAAUUGAUGGGGGAUUAUCUGUUGAAAGGUUAUAAAAUGUUGGGAAUCACAUGUCGAGAAUGUGAGACUAUUUUAUUACAAGAUCGUCAUGGUAGCAAUUAUUGUGUAGCAUGUAGUGAAUUAGAUUCUGAUACAGAUAAAGAUGAUCCACUAAAAAAUCAGACGGCAGCAUUAACACAGGUGAAAGAACAGCAGCGAGUAACUUCAAGAGAAGAAACAGAGUUUGAAGAUCUUCCACUACAGCCUGACAGUCAAAUUACAGACACAGAGUUACCUCCCCCGGCUGUUGUUACAAACAGUCAGAGCGUAACAUCGUCAAAUCGUACGAGCAACUCGGGUACAUCUUCGAUUCCAUCGUCAGACUUCAUACAAUCAGUGACUGUUUUAACAAAUAAAUUAAAGUGGGCCGUAGGGGAGUUAGAUAAAACAGCGUCAAUAGAAUACACCAUACAGCUCUGUCAGCUCAUUAAAUCUUGUGCUGAUGCUAUAUCAAGUUUACAAAAAACGCAAUCUUGAUCAAAAAUGUUGAGCAACAACCUAUGGCUGUCCAUAGUAAGCUAGGCUUAGUUUUACAACAAACACUCUUUAUAAAAAUUGUCGAGCAACAACCUAUGGUUGUCCAUAGUAAGCUAGGCAUAGUUUUACAACAAACACUCUCUUGAUAAAACUUGUCGAGCAACAACCUAUGGUUGUCCAUAGUAAGCUAGGCAUAGUUUUACAGACAUUGUUUUGAUAAAAAUAUGUAACUGAAUGUCAGUCAAUAUCAUAAAUAAUAUAAUGUUUAUGGGUCUCUCUAUGUAUGAUACUUCUUGCAUCUAUUAUAUAAACUGACAUAUAACUGAAAUACAGGCCUUUUAUGUUUCAAAUUAUGAGUCUCGUAAAAUUGUAGAGAUUUUGAAAUAUAACAAAAGUAAACAAGGCAUAGUUGUCCAUUAUGUAUACCCAGACAAUAUAACUGAAAUACAGGCCUUUUAAGUUUCAAAUUAUGAGUCUCGUAAAAUUGAAGAGAUUUUGAAAUAUAACAAAAGUAAACAAGGCAUAGUUGUCCAUUAUAUAUACCCAGACAAUUCCACUCCAGCAUCAUCUCUAGUGAUGGCUUCUUAUCCCACGUCACUGUAUCAUAAGGCCUGUCAUUGAGUCAACUGGCGUGGUUUCGAAUCCCUGGUUGUACAUGACAAGGAGUAGGGUCCUCCGGUUUUCUCCCACUGCUAAAGAUCCAUACGUGCAAGCGAAUUAUUUAAAUAAAUUAAACCAUAUGUUAGUCCCGAAAUGACCAAGUUUGUGUCGAGUGGACGUUAAACCCCAUUUCUCUCUCUCUCUCUUAUCCUAGGCUGAACAAAGUAAUUCCCGAUUUUCUGAAAACAGAAAACUGUCCAUUAUAUAUACCGAGACAAUUCCACUCCUGCAUCAUCUCUAGUGAUGGCUUCUUAUCCCAAGUUGAACGAAGUAAGUCCUGAUUUUGUUUCUUGAGCAUAUCUCAUAAACUAUGCAAGAUUUUAUUAUAGUAGCUGGGCCUUUUGCUAAUUAGAAAUUUUCUUGGAUUUUAUCAUUUUUGGGUUUCCAUGGAAACAUGUUUGUUGAUGAUCGAGUCAUCUUGUUAUAUUAGUGUUAGGGAUGGCAUCUAAAAUCCUGUUCAGAAAGGGGUCAUUAUGUUAUGUGCUUCACACUGAGCAAGUCAGGCAGAAAUAUUUUGGGCUAUGCCCCUGUAUUUCUCUUGACUAAAAUUAGAGAGUGGUUGAUACGCAAAUCCCUGCUUGUAGGUUACAAGGUUUAGGGUUGCCUGUCCAAACGUGUGGGUUUUCUCCGAGUCCCCUGGUUUCCUCCCACAGCUAUAGACCCCAAGUGAAUUAUUGAAAUAAAAUUUAACCAUAUGUUAGUCCCGAAAUGACCCAGUUUGUGUUGAGUGGACGUUAACCCCAUUUCUCUCUCUUUCUCUCUCUCCCUCUGAUAUACAUCUGUGUGUUUAUAUAUUUAGGUACAUAUUUAACUAUACAAUAUCCUUGAACUGUUAUUAAUGUUUAAAAAUACCAAGCUGAUAUAAUGUAGAUAAAUAUAUUAGGCCUGUUAUAUAUGUGCACAUAAUGUUUAAAUAUUUUCACAUAAUGUUAGUAUUUAAAUAUGUUCACAUAUAUUAACAUUUAAAUAUGUUCACAUA